Desarmillaria tabescens is the source of this 993-nucleotide messenger RNA. RefSeq lists its product as uncharacterized. Bases 1 to 993 code for a protein of 330 amino acids. Lineage: Eukaryota; Fungi; Basidiomycota; Agaricomycetes; Agaricales; Physalacriaceae. The transcript is spliced from 9 exons. The record is from RefSeq and is a predicted model, not a curated record.
AUGACCCUCAUAUCUUCUUUUCUCAAACGCGUCACUGGUCGACAGUGGACCAUCCAUUUUUUUACGGUCUUCUUCUGUUCAGCAUCGGAUCGGGUCAACGCAUGCCCAGCGAUGACACGCAUAGCUAUGGAAAAAGGCAGAACCAGCAAGCGAGUGUCUGCAAGGGAGAUCCAAGCUCAAUUGCACGCGAUAAGGGCGAAAAAGAGACUAAGUGAGGUUACCGAGGCCAGCGAUGCAUCCACCGAGUUUCGGUGGGCCUUUUACGUCAGGAUUACGAAGGUUGUCGCAUUGGUUGAGGUUUCUGUUGCAAGAACACAGUGGAGUCGACGAUCAAAUUGCUUUCAUUUUUGUAAAGGCACACGCAAAAAGUUCAAGUCCCGUCGGCACGUCGGUGUGCAUGACAUACCCAACGUUUUUGUUGAAUGGAGCAUGAGAGCUGACUGGCGAGCACACUCGCGGCAUCAAGUCUUCGAUAGUGUUGAACGCAGGAUCCCCCGUCUUAGCUUGCCCAAAGUGCAGUGGGGAAGUCAUCACACUCCCACCUCCGCGUGUCCCACAAAUAAUGUCGUAAUAGGAUCAAAACAAUGCAGCGUGUUACUACUCCGUGCAAAGAACAUGACAUACAAAACCAAUGACACUGCAUACAAUGCCGAAAGCUCCAUCAAGACCUCCAGGACAGGCCAGUACACCCCCACGCUAUCUAUCACACGCGUGGGAGCCAGUAGCGGUUCAGUCGAGGGAGAAAGUGGCGGGGGUGAUGAUAUAGAGGAGGACGAUGACGAUGAUCAUUGGGGGCCCAAUUGUCGGGGUUUGUGCUGGGAUGUGGGCAUGGGCUCACAGAUGUUCCAUAGGGUGACGGCGAUGAUGCACCUGUGCGGGGUUAGAUCAUCUCAUCUCAGUGUGAAGUUAGUGGACAUUACUGGAACGACAAUUUCAUCGCUGGCCUAUCGCCGCGGCACGGUAGCCUCCCUCUCACCUCAGCUGAAGUAUUGA